Messenger RNA from Meloidogyne enterolobii, 765 nucleotides. Lineage: Eukaryota; Metazoa; Nematoda; Chromadorea; Rhabditida; Meloidogynidae. The record is from the annotation of a GenBank genome assembly.
UUCUGAAAAUGGGCGAUUUUGGCGAGUGGUAUCGGUCAAUACCACUAAUUACUAGAUAUUGGUUUACUGGAGCAACAGUUAUUCCUUUAAUGGGGCGUUUUGGAUUAUUUAGUCCGUAUUUGAUGUUGCUGGACUUUGAAUUAUUUUUCUACAAAUUUCAGACCGAUAACUGCACUAUUCUAUUACCCAGUUACUCCACAAACAGGAUUUCAUUGGCUUUUGAUGUGUUAUUUUCUUUACAAUUACUCAAAAGAUACGGAAACUUCAGUUUAUGAUGGAAGGCCUGCAGACUAUUUAUUUAUGUUAAUAUUUAAUUGGAUUUGCUGUGUGAUAAUCUGUUUUGUCUCUGAAAUUUAUUUUUUAUUGGAACCAAUGGUUUUGAGUGUACUCUAUGUUUGGUGUCAAUUUAAUAAAGACCGAACAGUUUCUUUUUGGUUUGGAAUGCAAUUUAAGGCUGUUUAUUUGCCUUGGGUUCUUGUAGCUUUUAAUAUGGUUCUUAGAGGGGGAGGAAUUAAUGAACUUAUUGGAAUUCUUGUUGGUCAUACUUAUUACUUUCUUGCCUUUCAAUAUGCUUUGGAUUAUGGGGGUUCUGUGAUUAUUAAGACACCACAAUUUUUAUACAAUUAUCUUCCAAAUCGGGUUGGUGGAUUUGCUGGUUUUGGAAGCGUUCCACAAAGCAGAACCGCAACAAAUCGUGGAGGAGCAACAGGCGGUGGAGGUCAUAAUUGGGGUACAGGACGAGAACUUGGAGGAGAACAACGAUAA